CACUCCGCCGAGGACCGCCGCGCAGUCAACAGUCGGUGAGCCAAUCUUCCGAAGAUAGGCCGCGGCAAGGUCGCAGGAAGGCCACGGAGAGACGCAGUUGACAGAAACCCAUAAUUACAUCAAUGUGGAUGAGAUGGAGGCGCGUCACUUAAUCUGCAAGUUCAACUCCCUGGAUUGUCUGCAAGAAGAUGGUUUUGCGGGAGAAGAAGCAGAAGCAGCGGCGGCCAGCGGAGGUGGCGGCAUGAAGGCGGCGCUGCUGCUGCUCGCGGCGGCGGCGCUGCUGCACGCUCAGCAGCUGCAGAUGUGGCGCACAGCCUGGCAGCUGUGCCGCUCCGCCCUGCAGCUGUGGCGGAGCCUGCGCCGCGCUACGUCACCGCUGCCCGCGGAUCUGCGCGCCUGCGUCGACAGCCUGGGAGAUAACGUCGAGCGGGCACUCAACCGCUCCCUUCCCACCUGAACACUCUGCUGCACCCUCACCAACUGCAGCUGUGUUCUCCGCCUGUCAGCUGUGUCCUCUACCUGGCAGCUGUGGGCUCUAACUGGCAGCUGUGGCCUCUAACUGACAGAUGUGGCCUUUAACUGUCAGAUGUGGCCUCUAACUGGCAGAUGUGGUCUCUGUCAGAUGUGGCCUCUAUCUGGUAUACAUGUCCUCUACCUGGCAUAUGUAAUAUCUACCUGGUAGCUGUGGCCUCUAACUGGUAGCUGUUUCCUCUGCCUGGCAGCGGUGACCCCUAAGUGGAAGCUAUGGCCUCUAACUGGCAGCGGUUACCCCUAAGUGGAAACUAUGGCCUCUAACUGGCAGAUAUGUCCUCCAAAUGGCAGUUGUGGGUUCCACCAGGUAGUUGGGGCCUCCACCUUGCAGCUGUGACCUCUACUUAUCAGUUGUGGUAGAGCCCACGAGCUUGUGCAUACCCAAAAAAAGUGUUUUUUUUUUUUUUCACUUUACACAGAUAUUUAAAAAAACUUUAUUUUGUUUUAUAUCUUUGAUGUAUUGAUUAUUUUUCAUAUUCUGAAUAAGUUAUUUUUAAAAUAAUUAUUAAUCUCUCUAGCACCAGAAGAAACAAAUGAAAUAAAAAUAUCUGUUCCUAUGUGAAAA
Molecule: messenger RNA, 1096 nt
Organism: Bacillus rossius redtenbacheri
Lineage: Eukaryota; Metazoa; Arthropoda; Insecta; Phasmatodea; Bacillidae
Exons: 3
Coding region: 134-457 (107 amino acids)
Source: RefSeq, a predicted model, not a curated record